This is a messenger RNA of Thrips palmi, 360 nucleotides long. Its product is annotated as protein krueppel-like. The coding region runs from base 1 to 360 and encodes 119 amino acids. Gene Ontology annotation, biological process: regulation of transcription by RNA polymerase II. Gene Ontology annotation, molecular function: DNA-binding transcription factor activity, RNA polymerase II-specific; RNA polymerase II cis-regulatory region sequence-specific DNA binding. The transcript has a single exon. The record is from RefSeq and is a predicted model, not a curated record. Lineage: Eukaryota; Metazoa; Arthropoda; Insecta; Thysanoptera; Thripidae.
AUGGCUUUGGUGGACCAGAACAGAGACCUGCGCUGCUCCAAGUGCGACAUAAGGUUCGCCAACCCCAGGGACCUCGUGGCUCACUUGCGGAAGCACAAUGCCAAACGGCCCUUCGAGUGUGACGAGUGCGGCCGAAGCUUCACGGAGUAUUGGAACCUACGGAUGCACCAGUUCACCCACACUGGUGAAAAGCCGUUCCAGUGCACGGUGUGCUCCAAGAAGUUCCGAGCCAAGGACAGCCUCAGGCAGCACAAGGCCCUGCAUUCCGGAGAAAUGCGUUACGCGUGUGAGAGCUGUCGAAAGAAGUUCAAGUUCCGGUCGUCACAGCACCGGCACAGGAAAUUCUGCUCUGCGAAUUAA